CAUCUAUGUCAGCCCUAUCUGUGUAGUUGACAUGGUGCCAUUGCUGUAACCACGGCAACUCCAUCCAAGUCUAGUAUUUCCGUGGUAUAUGGUAUCAUUUGACGGUUUACACUGUAGGUAGUCUACCAGUCAACCAGGCAAAUGGUUUGUCCGUCUGAUAUUGUAGGCUAUAGCCUCCCUAUUCACGUGGUUAGACCGACCCUACAUUGGGUUCCAGUCUCUUCUCUUUCAUUAGCAAGGUACUUUCGGAUUUCUCUGUGAUAUGGGAGGGAUGAUGCUGAGGUGAGCGCAGCUUGCAACCAGUUUGUCGGGGCUCCUCAUCAAUCGUCGGAUAGGAUAGUAACAUCACAUUUGCUCAAUGAGAGCACAAGGACACGAGAGAGGAUACUGAAUUUCGACCUGGUGCGAUAACGUACCGUUCUAUGUACCUCUAUAUAAGUGAUGAGGAUGUCAUCCAGGUAGCAUUGCACUCCUGGCAAUCCACACAAGAUCUGACUCAUCGCCCUCUGGAACAGCGCGGGUGCACUACCAAACGGUUGACGACAGUACCUGAAGAUCCACUUGUGUGUCACGACGAGGCUAAUAUGAAGACAUCAAUGGGCAAGCCGGACCCUGGAAAGCUUCUGGAAUCCUCCCAUGUUGUUUGAAGCCUAAGGCAGGACCAAACCAUUGACAGUGAAGACACACACACACACACACACACACCACAGAGAUGGGUUUGGACCAGCCCUGCUUGGAUAUGGUGGUGCAAAGGCCCUUUCUGGGUGCAACAUGUAAUAGGCACCGCCACCAGAACCUGCGCAGAAAGAUGAGGCCCAUACGAAUCCUGGGUUUUGUAUUCAGCCUGGUAGCCAUAAGCGCUAUCUCCUUUUCCUUCAGUGCCUUGACCUGGAGCUCAGGGACCUACUCAGAGCCGCUCCGGCCCCAGGAGGCCAUCCUUCAGUCUGGCCCAACUCCACACAGGACUCUACUUUCCACACAGCACCAGAGGGACCCCAAUGUCUCAGCCGACAUUCCCGUGGCAAUGAGGUCUUCGGCAGACGGCAACGAGAGCCAGGGGGACUACCCCACGGACCUGUUCACCCUGGAGGAGAGGCGCCAGGGCGCUGUGGUGCUCCACAUGUUUGGGAUGCUGUACAUGUUCAUCUCUUUAGCCAUUGUGUGUGAUGAGUUCUUUGUGCCCGCUCUGACAGUCAUCACAGAGAAGCUGGCCAUCUCUGAUGAUGUGGCGGGGGCCACCUUUAUGGCGGCAGGCGGGUCGGCGCCGGAGCUCUUCACUUCAGUCAUUGGUGUAUUCGUCUCCCACAGCAAUGUGGGCAUCGGGACCAUUGUGGGCUCAGCUGUCUUCAACAUUCUCUUUGUCAUUGGAAUGUGCGCCAUCUUCUCCAGGGAGAUCCUCAAUCUGACCUGGUGGCCCCUCUUCCGUGACGUCUCCUUCUACAUCAUGGACCUGAUCAUGCUCAUCUGUUUCUUCCUGGAUAACUACAUCUCCUAUUGGGAAAGUAUUGUGCUACUUUCAGCCUAUGCCGCCUAUGUGAUCUUUAUGAAGUUCAACAGCAACGUGGAGGGCUUCGUGAAAGGCUGCAUGAACAAGAAUCAAGUGGUGGAGGUGGAAGUGCAGCCCAAGGCUGUGAGUCCCGAGGCACCAGAGGAUGAGAGCAAGCUGUCGGCUAGGCCCCGGCUUCAGAGAGGUGGUAGCUCAGCCUCCCUGCACAACAGCCUGAUGAGAAACAGUAUCUUCCAGCUUAUGAUCCACACACUGGACCCUCUCAGUGAAGAAUUUGCUGAUUCUGUCAUUGUCAGCAGAGAACUGGAAGGAGAGGCGGCCAAAGGAAGAAUUGGUUUUGGGGGUGACCAGAGAGAUAUACCUGCUGGAGCGCGUGCUACAGGAAAAUUCAGAGAAAAGGCAUCCAUCCUUCAUAAGAUUGCCAAAAAGAAAUGCCAAGUAGAGGACAGCGAGAAGGCUAAUGGAGUAGCCAGCCGGUCAGAUAAAAAUCUUCCAAACAGCUCAAAUGUCGAGGUGGAAGUCACACCACCAAUGAAUGGUACUGCAGGACAAGAAGAGGAAGCUCCGGCUGAGGAUGAGGAGGAAGAGGACCAGCCUCUGAGCCUGUCCUGGCCAGAUACCAUGCGCAAGCGUUUCACCUACCUCAUCAUCAUGCCCAUCGUCUUCCCUCUAUGGUUAACACUGCCGGAUGUCAGGAAACCAACUGCAAAGAAGUUCUUUCCCAUCUCAUUUCUGGGUUCUAUCUGUUGGAUUGCUGGAUUCUCCUACUUAAUGGUGUGGUGGGCUCACCAGGUUGGAGAGACCAUUGGGAUUACAGAAGAGAUUAUGGGCUUGACUAUAUUAGCAGCUGGUACCUCCAUCCCUGACCUAAUCACCAGUGUCAUUGUUGCACGGAAGGGGCUGGGGGAUAUGGCCGUGUCCAGCUCUGUGGGCUCCAACAUCUUUGACAUCACUGUUGGCUUGCCGUUCCCAUGGCUCCUCUGGUCCAUUAUCAACAACAUGCGGCCUGUGGCGGUGAGCUCUAACGGGCUGUUCUGCGCCAUUGUGCUGCUCUUUCUCAUGCUCAUCUUCGUCAUCAUCUCGAUUGCUGCCUGCAAGUGGCGGAUGAGCAAGCUGCUGGGCUUCAUCAUGUUCGUGCUCUACUUAGUUUUCCUGGUGCUCAGCGUUAUGCUGGAAGACAAGAUCAUCGCCUGCCCUAUAUCCAUCUGAGACCCCUCCACUCCUGCCACAAAAUGUUCACUCCUUCUACAGGAUACAAGAAGCAUGGGGAUGGGAUAGAGGAAAUACACACAAAAAAAACUUUCAGAAUAAGGGCGCAUGAUUUGGCUCGGCUGAUUCACUGGACAGCUAAACCUGAGCGGAAGUAGAUAAUAAUAAUAAUCAUCAUCAUAAUGAUAAUAAUAAUACAAAAUAUGAUUAGUAUUUUGGGGCGGGGGUUGUAGAUGACCGGGGGAUGUAGUUUUUUGGGAUGGGGGGUGUAUUAGCCAGGUAGAGGAGCAACUAUGCCAUCUUAUGCAUGUCACUUGUUUUACUAGAUCAGUGGACUACUCAGUAGAUUGAGGAGGCUGAAGGAAGUACACAAGAGACUUCUGACAAAGCUGUGGUGGCUGAGCCUGGCAUGAAACACCAGAGGUGCAACAAUAAUACUUUCUGCUUCAGGACAGAUUGUGAGAAACCUUUUUGAAUAAGACUUUGGAUGACACUCUUUAACUGGUUUCACUGACUGACCGGAUGACUUCAGUCGACUUGUCACUCCAGUGUUUGUUGUAUAGUGAGUUUGAUGAUGAUGAAGGGAUGUUGCUGAUACUCCACACAAUGUGUGGAUUCACACAAGACUAAAAUAUGGUUUGGAGCCAUGAUUAUCUCCUCUCUUGUGUACUUAGUGACAGAGCAUCAAAAUACAAAGCUUUCCAAGCAGUUUUGAAUGCAGAGCUGGAGAUAGGAACUGAUUUUUGCAAAUGUAUCUUUUGCUUUGUCCAAAAGACUGAAGUUCAAAUAUUUCAUCUCCCCUCUGGAUGUCAUUGCUCACCAUGUCUGUUCAGAAGAUUCAUGAAUUAUUUUUGGAUUGACACACUAGCUCUAAUUACUAAAAUAGUAGUAGCCCAGUUGUACUGUAGCAGUAACAUGUACUCUAGGCGUUGGAUCUAGCCUCUUCCUGGGUCUUGAUAGGCCUACUUAUGAUCUUAUCCACUUCUCCACCCGCCAUUGGACAUAAGAGUUCAUAUUGUACAGAGCUUGCCAUGCUUCACACACCAAUUGGAAAGGUAAACUCUACUGGAAAUGUUUAACUUGAAACCCAAUUCAAUCAAUUGCAGACAAAUGAAAAAACAUAACAUAUAUGACUCCAUGUUUAAGCUGGAAUAUAAGGACAGAUGUGGUUGCACAUCAAUAUACAAAGACUACAGAUACGAUUCAAAAUUGAGAUAAGCGAAUGAAGCUGAUACUUUUGUAUGAAUCAUUUUUUCAGACCUCAAUUUGGAAUAACGCCAAGAGAUUGGGGUUGUGUCUAUUUUCAAACAUUUAACAACUCUGACACACAGUGUAAAAAUUAUGAGUGAAACCACAGGGUAGUUAAAAAAAGUAAAAUAGUAAAAAUCUGCACUUGAUUGAAUUGGCCUUAUCUGCAGCCUCUCAAACUAUAUAUUAGCUUCCAAUAUUCUUCACUCUGAAUAAGCAACGCAUGUGUAGACUCCGAUAGGACACUCAUAACCAAUAUGUAAAGUCAAAAUACGGUAGCAGAUAAGAUAACUGGCACUCGAUGUUUGAAAUAGUCAUAAAAUGCUAUACUUAGAUUAGUGAACGUUUAGCACACUCUUGAAAUUAAGACUUUAAUAUGCAGGCUCCUAGAGAAGUUUUUAGGAGCAGUAAAAUGCAUGAUACAUUUUCUUGUUAUACAUGCCAGAAUUAUCACUACCCAAAAAAUUAUGAAUUAUCAAAUAUUUAGCAUUUCAAUAUUUCUUUAACGCAAGAGUGUUAGGCUUCUAUGUACAAAUUUACAACAAUGUGUAUGGUUAAUGUCUAUCAACCUUGUGCAAUUUAUUUUCAAUUGAAGGGUGCUUUUGUCUGCAUGUGGGUAGUCUGUAUACUCAUUGUAAAAAUUGACAUUUGAUUAACAAAAAGGUAUCCAGUAAUAACAAAUGAAUGGAGGUUACCAGUAUUUUGCAGCAAAUGUAAAUGUAUUAUUAUAGAAAUCUAAAAUUAUCUAUAUAGUUAGCAAAUCUCAUGCAGUCAUUUUCACAGUCACCCAUAAACUACAGUACAUGGAACAUUGACAUCACAAAACUAACAGCAAUAUACUGUAUACUGUAUGUGUCAGGGUUGGGGUCAAUUCUGAUUCAAAAAAUGUUUUAAAGGAGAGUGGAAUUCCAUUAUCCAUAAGUAUCUUCUGAAUCUUUAUUUAGAAAGUGAAGAAUUAGAUAGGGAACACCGGCGAGGAGGAGGGAAGUCAGCAAGGUUAAUGGGGGGGGGGUUAAAUCAAUGACCGUCAGGGUUGUACAUGUAUGCUUUCUGCUAGGAGUGUUAACAUUGGAUCACACAGUCCAAUUCAAUUCCAGAAUUGUAUUGGCCACACCCCACAGGAAGAAGAAUUUGAAUUGAAUUAAGUGGAAUUGAAUUGAUUAAAAUUCUAUGAAAUUCAAAUGGAAAUGUAAUUUAAUAAAUCCAGAAAUUCAGAAUCGGCCCAAACCCUGGUAUGUGUCAUUAAUAAUUGCAUUUCCAUCCAUUUGACUGCUGUACUUGUUGCGACCUCUAUACCUAUACAUUUAAAAACUAUUUAUCCUGAAAUCCUCCAAAAUGUCUCCAUGUGGCUCAUUUUCAGACAUCUAAACUGGCCAGACACACCUGCAUUACCUCAGUUCUCUCUCUGUAUAUUAGCAAGAAUUGACUGUAAAAUAUGAAUUACUAAAUAAUGUAUGUAUGAGAAAAAAUGCAUGUGAGGAAUUUGGGCUGGUUACCCAUGGGCGACACACAUGAAAUGGAAUUAUGUACUGUACGUUAACCUUAUGCAUAACGCAAAAAUAAGAAAAUACAUAGAAAAUACAUGUAAAUAGAAAAUAUACCUUUAUAAGAUUCCUUACUUGAACCAAUCUAGAACAAAACUCCUUGGUUCAGGUUUGUAUUGUGUUAAAAAAGAGAAUGUUUCAGUGGUAAGAAAACUUUUAUCUUUCAGAAUAUUGAUAUAGUAAGCUUGUUCUCAUAUUAUCAUAGUAUUUUUUUUAAACAAUCAAAUAUGAAGUCACCCUCACACUUCAAGGAUUCACUAAUAUCAUGAUUGAUUGGUUGGAUACUUCACCUGUGUGUACACCACGUUUGUGUAUUGUUUUGCUGGUAUAAAAAAUUAGGGCUUUAGAUACCACAUUGCCUCCUGACAUUUCUUUGUCUAUUACCACUACUAUUUAUACCACUAUUUUUUUUUCCCCUUUUAACUCUACCUGUCUUUAAAGUGUAGGUGCAAAAGUCAAGGGGCAGAUUGGGCUGUCACUGCCAAGGAACCAUUUCCUCUUCCCUGCACGCACGCACACACAUGAAAACACAAGUUAGAAAGCUAAGACAACAGAUAACAGAUGUUUUCCACACACACCUUUUUUUAAAUCUUCACUAUAUAGUGCCCAUUGCCUUAUCCUGUAGUACGAUCCAGAGAAAAGGAGAACUGUGUUCGUGUGGCUAAAAUACAGUACAUGAAUGUGUCAGGCAUAUUCUGUCAUCGAAUCCCUCCCACCCACACUCUCAUUAGUCUUACCUCACCAAACCACUUGUUCUUACCCUUUUUCUCUUAGGUGGGGGUUGAUUUCUUGAGAUCACACUUCCCCAACCUUAGUGAAACUGCCAUUUCAUAGUGCACUUGUACUUUUCAUUCAGCCUCACUUUUCCAGAUUCCCUCAGUGACAUUUAUGUCUGGUGUCAAAGGUACUGUCAAAUAAUAUCGUAUGAGCAGAGGCACUGUUUCCAAAGUUACAUGGUAUAUUGUGUGCCAGCGUGAAUGCAAAAAAUGCAAAAACAACCAGUUUAGCAUGUGAGACUGACAUUGAUUGCAGAUUAUAGGAUAUGAGUCAACCACUAAUACACAUUUUUGCACUGUAAAUGUUUUUAUUUUAUUGGUGUUAAUGUAAGAUUUAUUUAAGGUGUACAUAUAUACAGACAAUUAACCAUAUAAUCUAGAUGUGUAAAACUACUAUGGAAACUACUGUAAAACACAAAGUAUCUAAUACAAUGAAUAAAGGUAACAAGGAAAUUA
This is a messenger RNA of Salvelinus fontinalis (brook trout), 6740 nucleotides long. RefSeq names its product sodium/potassium/calcium exchanger 2-like. Gene Ontology annotation, cellular component: membrane. Lineage: Eukaryota; Metazoa; Chordata; Actinopteri; Salmoniformes; Salmonidae. The transcript has 14 exons. Gene Ontology annotation, molecular function: calcium channel activity; calcium, potassium:sodium antiporter activity. Bases 713 to 2716 code for a protein of 667 amino acids. The record is from RefSeq and is a predicted model, not a curated record. Gene Ontology annotation, biological process: long-term synaptic potentiation; calcium ion transmembrane transport; long-term synaptic depression.